Molecule: messenger RNA, 411 nt
Organism: Rotaria socialis
Lineage: Eukaryota; Metazoa; Rotifera; Eurotatoria; Philodinida; Philodinidae
Source: the annotation of a GenBank genome assembly
AUGUCAUCUCUCAAUAUUGCUACAACUGAAAAAAACAAACCAUUACUUACGUUGAAUGGAUUCAAUUAUACAAUCGAUCGUAAUACGGAUAAAAAACUUAUUGGAAAUGUGAAUUGCCGAACAAUUAAAUUCAAAGGAAGAAUUCAUACAGAUCACAAUCAUACUACUAUUUUACUUGAAAAUAAUGAUCAUAAUCAUCCUGCAAGUGCAGUGAAUAAUGAAGUCCGAUUAUUCCAAGACAAAUUACGUUCUCGAGCGGUGACUACCACUGAAAGUACACAACAUAUUAUGGACAAUUGCUUAAAUAAUGUAUCUGACCAGAUGGUAGCUCGUCUUCCGAAUUUGAAAUACAUUAAAAGAAAUAUUCAACGACAACGUCAAAAAAAAGAUUUACCGCAAAUUCCACGAUAA